Messenger RNA from Hippocampus zosterae (dwarf seahorse), 5599 nucleotides. RefSeq names its product SH2B adapter protein 2. Gene Ontology annotation, cellular component: plasma membrane. The record is from RefSeq and is a predicted model, not a curated record. Lineage: Eukaryota; Metazoa; Chordata; Actinopteri; Syngnathiformes; Syngnathidae. The transcript has 8 exons. Gene Ontology annotation, molecular function: transmembrane receptor protein tyrosine kinase adaptor activity. The coding region runs from base 39 to 2126 and encodes 695 amino acids. Gene Ontology annotation, biological process: intracellular signal transduction; antigen receptor-mediated signaling pathway.
CCUCCACCCUCUCCUCAGUGGGUUGGCAUGGCCCAGUGAUGAACGGAGCGUCGGUGCCCGGUAGCCCGGAGCUCUCCUCCUCAUGCCCACUGCCUGACUGGCGAGAAUUCUGCGAACUCCACGCGCGAGCCUCCGCCGCAGACUUCGCCGACAAGUUCCAGCGCUUUCUGUCAGAGAACCCGUGCUACGAUUCGCCAGGCGCCGACGCCAGCUUCUCUCAACACUUUACCCAACACUUUUUGGAGUGUUUCUCGGCGGCUUUGAGCCAGGCUCGGGAGAACCAGGCAUCUUCCUUGGGGGAGGACGGCUUCAACGUCGCACCCAAGUACAGCAUCGUUCCUUUCCUGGGGAUCCAAGGCUGCCCUUUGUCCUACAGCCACGAGCUCUACCAGAGACGCAAGGACGCCGGCGCUUCCAGCGAAUCCCUGGACAGCAUGGACAGCGGAGGGGGCGGGAUUGAACGCGGAGGAGGCGGCGCUACGGCCGGCACCCCCGGACCGCAGCCCGCGCACAAGGUGUCGGCCCUGGGUCAGUCCCGCAGUUCGGAAGACGUUUCAGUGAGCCACCCCAAAGCACGCUUCAAGAAGGGCUUCUCGCUGAGGAACAUGAGCCUGUGCGUGGUGGACGGGGUCAAGGAGAUGUGGCAUCGCCGUGCUUCCCCGGAGCCUGACGGUCCCUCCGCGACCAGAAAGUCAAACGGCAGUGGAGCUGCUGGAGGGGAGAUCACGGCAGCAGUAGGGGGAGAGAGGUGGUCUCAAAAGCUGCGACUACCAAGAGGCUGCCAGGGCCACAAGGCUGAGAUGCUAGAGAUCCAGAGGGAAGGGGCGCUUCGGUACAUGGUGGCCGAUGACACAAACUGCAUGGGCGCGGCACAGUGGCAGAAGUGCCGCCUGCUCUUAAGGAAGAGCAAGAGGGACGAAGGAGCUGACAGGUUCCUGCUUGAGUUCUACGUCCCGCCCAAGUCUUCAAAAGCGAAGGUGAGCAUCCCUCUGGCAGCCAUUGUGGAGGUGAGGACCACCAUGCCCCUGGAGAUGCCUGACAAAGACAAUACGUUUGUCUUAAAGGUGGAGAACGGAGGAGAAUACAUCCUGGAAACUAUCGACUCGCUGCAGAAAAACUCCUGGGUUGCUGACAUCCAGGACUGCAUAGACCCCGGGGACAGCGGCGACGACAUUGAGCUGGCGUCGUGUCCCCACGGUCAGGCUUCAUCCAAAGACUGCUCCAUGGUGACCUCCUGCAGCUGCGAGCUGCUUUCUGAGGGUGUGUACCGAGCUCCGGAGAGGUUAUGCGCAGCAGCGGCAGAGCAUUACAGUGCCCCCUCAGUGCGUUGCAGGGAACCCCCCUUCACCCAGCAUCCAUCCCACAUGCCUUUAGAGCGCUUCCUGCAGUCCCCAGAGGCCCAGGGCUCCAACUCUGCAACAGGAUGCUCAGGUGGCGGCGAUGGAUCCAAGGACUCUGAGGGCGAAGCCAGCCUCGCCGGGUAUCCGUGGUUCCACGGCACGCUGUCGCGCGUCCGGGCGGCUCAGUUGGUGCUGGCGGGCGGAGCCAGGAGCCACGGGCUGUUUGUGAUCCGUCAAAGUGAGACUCGGCCCGGCGAGUACGUCCUCACCUUCAACUUCCAGGGCAAAGCCAAGCAUCUGCGUUUGUCCGUCAACGACAAUGGGCAGUGCCACGUCCACCAUUUGUGGUUCCAUACCGUGUCGGAUAUGUUGAGACACUUCCACGCUCACCCCAUCCCGCUGGAGUCCGGGGGCUCGGCGGACAUCACGCUACGCUCCUACGUUCAAGUGCAGAGAAGCCCCGUUGCAGAUGUGAACGUGCCUCCGCUCGUCACCCCUCCCAGGGGAGACGCAAGCUGCCGCCCGGACUCCGCCCCCCACCCUCCCGGGAUCUCGCCCUCUUCCGGGACCGCCGCCGACGCACCCCUCUCCUCAAGUACCUCGUCUUCACCCACCGCCCUGCCCUCCCUCUCCCGCAGCGACCCGGGCACCGGCGGAGGCUUACAGAGCCGCAGCAACAGUUCGGAGCGUCUGCUGGAGGCCUCGGGCGCCGCGUCCGAGGACUACCACGACGCUGACGGGACCCGACGGGCCCGAGCGGUGGAGAACCAGUACUCUUUCUACUGAGUGACCCCCAGGUCAACGACCACGAAAACGCUCCAAAUCCGCCGCUCUGUUUGUUUGUGUUUCAACAGCAAUUUCCUGUUGCUCUCGUUUGGAGAAGGGGCGGCUUUUCCGUCGGGUUGUGCAGCUGCGCUUCGUAUCGUCAAAGCGUAAUGAGGCAUGACAAAGGGCUAAGCUUAGACGACACUCGCAGAGGGGCCUGCAUGAAGGAACUAAAAGCGGCGGGGAUGUGUGUAGGCAGAAAGAGCAACAGGAAGUCAUCCCGCUCCACUCAUAUGGCUUUGAUUCAACUCAUCUGACCGCUUCCUUCUUGAGAGCCGACUUUGAAACGAGCCCGUAGCAAGGCUACGGUCCAUGUUUGCAGAGCUGCUUGCAGUGCAUCCGGGUUAUAUGCCGCAUUUCCCCUGAGGAGUCUCAGCUCUGAGCCUGCCGCACAUGUGCGAUAGAGUUAGAAGACGAAAGAGGUGUCAUGGAGGGCCUAUUUAUGCUGCAUUCAUAUUCUAAAAACGGUUGGGUGAAAAAUAACCCAAUUAUGUGGGUCACAGAGGGACUGACUGCUACUUGGGUCAAUUUGACUGAAAUUGACUAUUUGUACAAAAUAAUGACAUGUUUAGUGUUUUGUGCGUAAAUUUUUUGGGGGGGAAUGGGAUCGGUCCCUUUGUCACCUGUAAUUGGGUUAUAUCUGACCCAAGUACUUGUGGGAAAUUGGACAUUUUGAACUGGAGGGUUUGGGUUUUUUUUGGACAAUGCAAGCUACACAAAUAUCAAUUUUUUGACAUUUUUAUUUCUUUAUUUUCUUCCUAAGUGUGAGGCCCCACAAAUAAUGUGGACAAAAAUCAGCAUUCGUAUUUUAUGGGGAGCACUUUGGAGGAGUGAUGAGCACAUCUUCCACACAGUUCGGAACUUCAGGGUGCCAAUAUUUUUAUAGGAUGCUUUUUUUGGGGGGGUUACAAAGUACAGUAAAAAUACGAGUGGGAUAGGAUGGGAUAGACUUCGUUCUGAGGAUAAAGAGGAUCAGAAAAUGGAUGGAUAGAUUUUUAACAUUUCCACUGAAAUAGAUGCGCAUGAUAUAUUUUUAAAAGAUAUUUGUAUCGUAAGAAAUACAGUACAAUAGAAAUAGUAUUAUUUAUUCUUCUAGACUGUAAUCUGAACCUGUUGCUCUUGUUUAUUUCUCGUUUUUGAUGGUUUUUUUUCUUCUUCCAGAAAGCAGCCCUUCGAAUGCCGCCGUAUCAACGUAAGCUUUACGGAUGCCAAUGACAACUUAGGCAGCACAUGAUGAUAUCAGUCAGAGUUUAAGGUAAUUCCAAUUUCUCAAUGACACCAACUGGUGUUUUUCCCUCCCGAAGUCCAGCGAAAAAAACUAUUGGAGGUGAGGUGUCUAAUUAUCCCAGGCCCUCUCCAUGUGCGUGGUUAUGAGUUUUGGUGAAAUCAGGCUACGAGGAGUCGAAAGACUCGACUUGAAAUCACUUUUCUUCAUAGUCAUAGGUGCGAAAUGUCCAAUUUCCCGAUUUUCGAGAAUGGUGAGCAAAGGCGUGCAACCAAAAUGCUCACAAAACAUGCAUUUCUCCGCAACAUCAAUUCAUAAGUGUGUGAAAAGUGAGGUGGUUUAAUACGGGUCAGGGUGGCUUCCAUUUGCUGUCACACUGGCUUAUUUUAUGAGCGUGAGUGUGUGUCUGGUGAUGUAUUUGAGUAUUUUUGGAUGAUCGCCGUGUUACAGUAGUGAUUCUAAAACAGGGUUGGUUUUUUUUGUUGUUGUUUUUUUUAAUACAAGCUCGUUAUAUGGGUAAGCUGUAGAUUCGAUAUGCUGUUUUAAUAUACUGAACAAAAACAUGAAUGCAACAAUUUUGCUUUUGCUCAACUCAAAGAUGGAAAACUUUUUCUCUGUACACAGUCGGCCCGUUUUUCUUUUUUAUAGUUCAGUUAGGUUCAAAUCUGUGCUGGUUAGCACUUCUCUUUUACCGAGGUCAUCCAUUCAGCUGACUGGGGUGGCAUGUCAAGAUGCUAAUUAGACAGCAUGAUUUACUGAACAGGCAAACUUUAGCUAACCGCAAUAAAAUGUGCACGGUAUUGCUUGGCCACGCCUGUGAGGUGGCUGUAUUGUCUCGGCAAAAGAGAAGUGCUCUCCAACACAGAUUUAGAAACAUUUGUAAAUAUUUGAGAGAAACUGUUUGGUGUACUGUUGUGCCUUGAGAUGCGAUUUUAAUUAGUUUUGUUUAUCAACUCAAUCAAUCCACCCCCCACCCCACCAAAAAACGUUUUUUUCAGAAUGUAUUUUUAAACAGAAAAAUAGCGCAAGAUAUGUGUAUAUAUAUAUAUAUAUAUAUAUAUAUAUAUAUAUUUUAAAACAUAUUAACACAUUUAAAUAGGAUUUAUUUUGUGAAAAAAAAUCAAUCAAUAAAUAAAUAGACAUAUUGUGCAUCAAGAUAAACCUUUAAGGUGGCAGAUUUUUUGUCAAUAACAUAUUAUUGUUUAAUUUAUAUUAUAUUUAAUGCACGAUUAAGGGGUUACACUGUUUUCUGGGUGUGUCUGAAUGUCCAGAAAAGAUAAAUGUUUUUUGUCUUAUUCUCUCUGGUCGAAUUGAGAAACAAUGAAUAAAAAUCAAUCUGCAAGGCGUCGGAGUUAGAUUAGCUACGAUAGAUUUUGUUCGAUUGACCCUCAGUCACCACAUGACCCCCUCGUGUGAUGCUUCAGCUGCCCCCCAGCUUUUUUUAAAAUUGUUUGUUCACCUAUCAAGGAAGUGACUCAUUUCAGCCAUUUCAUAACAGGCGUGUUGUGAUUCUUUUAGACCGCCCAUUUUUUUCUAAUUGGAAAAAUAAGUAAACCAGCGACAUGAUCGCCUCAUAGUCCACAUGUACUGUACUGUACAUUAUCAUGUUGAAAUUCGGACUAUUCAGUUUGUAGGAAAGAAAUUCAUACCAGCCGGAUAAAGCAACACGCUUGUACUAUCGUAUAGCAGGCUGGGGUGGAAGACGGUGCGGGUCAAGCGAGUUGGCCAGACUCUUUUAAUAUACGGCACUGGUCAGACAAACAAAAAUAAAAAAAAUUCCAUAAUUACUAUGUAAACUGUAAAAUAAUUUCUCACAGAGCAUACGUGUAUGUAUCUAUGUGUCUGUGAGCAUUGUUAAUUUGUCUCUCUCCAUUUGUUGAUGCAGCAUUUCUGCUCAAAUGUGCGUUGCGUCGAGGGUCUCACGCCAUGACUAUUCAUCAUUCGUUAGCCCAUCUAUGGCGUUUUUACAUUUUAGUUCAUUAAGUUUCCAAAGAGCAAAGUUUUGUGGUUGUUUUAAAUUUGCAAUUCUCUUUGUUUUUUCAAUAUAAGGGUCACACCAAGUGGUCGCUCGUUUUGAUAUUUAAUUUGACAAUAAACUUCACUUUGUGGGACUUGUCAAAUUUUUGCUCCAAAGUCAAAGCAAAAUAUCACGAGUAUUUCCACCGUACAUCGAAAAAGUCUUAGAUAUUUGAGUUCAGCUCAUGAAAAA